Molecule: messenger RNA, 1213 nt
Organism: Phytophthora infestans T30-4
Lineage: Eukaryota; Oomycota; Peronosporomycetes; Peronosporales; Peronosporaceae
Exons: 2
Coding region: 626-1213 (195 amino acids)
Source: RefSeq, a predicted model, not a curated record
GCGAGGCGACGCAAAUCCCCACUGGCUAACGGACAUGUUGUCGCAACUUGCACAUGUUCCGUAUUCUGCCUUGGACACAUUCGACGGUGACUUAAUUCUGUCCGAGUUUCUCUACGAGAUGGACGAACUAGACCGUGUGCAAGCUUCAUCGUCUCCAUGCACCGACUCCAAGCGGCGACGAGAACCCGAAAUUAACACGGAACCCGAAGCCAAGAAGAUCAAAUUAACAAAAUCGAGCAUUUCAACCAAUCCACUACCGAGAAAAAGAAAAAAAUCAUCAUGGCUACGACGAAAACAAGAAUUGCUCGCACUUCGCGACGAAUCGGAGACUUUGGGCGCAAAACUGGCUCAUCUUGAGGCACAAGUUGCUUAUGCUGCCCUCGAACCAAUAUCAAAUAGCCUUACGGAAGGCCAAAAACUGUGGAAAUCCGUGGCGGAGAUCGCACGGCAAGAAUGUCAAAGCUCUCAAGAGGAGAAUAUUCGUCUAAAAAAUAAGCUGCACAUGUGUGCACACGGUUUAGAAACGCUGCAGACACAAGUGGUCCAAGCCAAUACUCGUAUGUUGCAGCACGAACAGUCUAAUAGUAAGACAGCGUUUGAGAACGCAGUGCGCGUUGGGAUCAUCAUGAGUCGACGUUUGCACUCGGACGACAGUGGGAUUUUCGAUAUGCUCGAGAGCAAAGUGGGAGCGAGAUUCUUCGAGCUCGACGUCAUCGUCAGUGUGGCUCAUCAGCCCGUACUUGAUGGCGCAUAUGAGCAUGUUCAAGUAUGUCGAGACGACGGCAGAGACGCUGCCGCCGCCGUGGAGUUCAGAUACGUCCGUCUUCUUCCCUUUGGCCAUGAUGCCACGGCGAAGACUCUUUGGGAGAUUAUUGAGUUAGGCGGACUAAUCACUGACCAGCACUUUCAUGUUGCUAAACGCUCGAACGACGUUAUCGGAAUGGCGUCACGGUUCACGAUUCCCCUCGAUAGAGGCAAUAGCAACACAGUAAACGUUGAUGUACACUCUGUAGCCAAGCGAUUUACAGGCCCCUUAGGGAUGGUAGUCUUGGUGGAGUCCCGCUCCGAAUGGACGAUGAGUCAUCCUACUGCGUCCGGGUGGAAGCAAGUGACUGAAGAGGCUGACGUUGUCAUCCCGUCGUUCCGCGAGAUUUUGAGUUCACACCAUCAGUCUAUUGAGAACUUCUUGCUGGAUUCGUCAAUAAAAGGAUGA